This is a messenger RNA of Ailuropoda melanoleuca (giant panda), 5739 nucleotides long. Its product is annotated as beta-galactosidase-1-like protein 2. Gene Ontology annotation, biological process: carbohydrate metabolic process. Gene Ontology annotation, molecular function: beta-galactosidase activity. Lineage: Eukaryota; Metazoa; Chordata; Mammalia; Carnivora; Ursidae. Bases 55 to 1965 code for a protein of 636 amino acids. The transcript has 19 exons. The record is from RefSeq and is a predicted model, not a curated record.
CUGAGUGCAGGCUACAGUGCUAGCUGCGGUCCCUGCGCCCCGCGCGAGAGCGCGAUGGGCAAGUGGUGCUUCGGGCGAAAGUCGGGCCGCACACUCGGACUCCUGAUGCUGGUGAUCUUGAGUUUCCUGGUGUUCCGCAGGUUGGAUUGGUAUAGUCUGAUCCCUGCAUGGCUAAGACACAGGCAGUCAGGGCUGCAGGCCAAUGGCCAGUACUUCAUGCUGGAGGACUCCACUUUCUGGAUCUUCGGGGGCUCCAUGCACUAUUUCCGGGUGCCCAAGGAAUACUGGAGGGACCGCUUGCUGAAGAUGAAAGCCUGUGGCUUGAAUACCCUCACCACCUAUGUUCCAUGGAACCUCCAUGAACCAGAAAGAGGCAAAUUUGACUUUUCUGGGAACCUGGACCUGGAGGCCUUUGUGCUGAUGGCUGCGGAGAUCGGGUUGUGGGUGAUUCUGCGUCCAGGCCCCUAUAUCUGCAGUGAGAUUGACCUCGGGGGCCUGCCCAGCUGGUUACUCCAAGACUCUGGCAUGAGGCUGAGAACAACUUACAAGGGCUUCACCGAAGCAGUGGACCUUUAUUUUGAUCACCUGAUGUCCAGGGUGGUGCCACUCCAGUACAAACAUGGAGGCCCCAUCAUUGCUGUGCAGGUGGAGAAUGAAUAUGGUUCCUAUAACAGAGACCCCGCCUAUAUGCCUUAUAUCAAGAAAGCCUUGGAGGACCGAGGUAUCGUGGAAUUGCUCUUGACUUCAGACAACAAGGAUGGCCUGCAAAAGGGAGUCAUGGAUGGAGUGCUGGCCACCAUCAACUUGCAGUCACAGCAUGAGCUGCAGUUAUUGACCAACUUUCUCUUAAGUGUGCAGAGGGUUCAGCCCAAGAUGGUGAUGGAGUACUGGACAGGGUGGUUUGACUCAUGGGGAGGCCCACACAACAUCCUGGAUUCUUCUGAGGUUCUAAAAACAGUGUCUGCCAUCCUCGAUGCUGGCUCCUCCAUUAACCUCUACAUGUUCCAUGGAGGUACCAACUUUGGCUUCAUAAAUGGGGCCAUGCAUUUUCAUGAAUAUAAAUCUGAUGUCACCAGCUAUGACUACGAUGCAGUGCUGACAGAGGCCGGGGAUUACACAGCCAAGUACUUCAAGCUCCGAGGUUUCUUUGGCUCUCUUUCAGGUGUCCCUCUUCCUCCCCAACCUGACCUUUUUCCCAAGACUGCAUAUGAGCCCUUGAGACCAAAUUUAUACCUGUCAUUGUGGGAUGCCCUGCAGUACAUGGAGGAGCCAGUCAAUUCUGAAAAACCAGUCAAUAUGGAAAACCUGCCAAUAAACAACGGAAAUGGACAGUCCUUUGGGUACACUCUGUACGAGACCACCAUUGCUUCAUCGGGCAUCCUCAGUGGUCUUGUGCGUGACCGCGGACAGGUAUUUGUGAACACAGUGUCUGUAGGAUUCUUGGACUAUGAAAGGAAGAAGAUUGUUAUUCCCUUGAUCCAGGGUUACACCAGGCUGAGGAUCUUGGUGGAGAAUCGCGGGCGAGUCAACUACGGGGAUAACAUUGAUGACCAGCGCAAAGGUUUAAUUGGAAAUAUCUAUCUGAAUGAUUCUCCCCUGAAAAAAUUCAGAAUCUACAGUCUGGAUAUGAAAAAGAGCUUUUUUCAGAGGUUCGGCGUCGACAAAUGGAGCCCUAUCCCUGAAGUACCUACGUUCCCUGCUUUCUUUUUGGGUGCCUUGUCAAUUUCCCUUUCCCCUUUUGACACCUUCAUGAAGCUGGAGGGCUGGGAGAAGGGGGUUGUAUUCGUCAAUGGCCAAAACCUUGGACGCUACUGGAACAUUGGACCCCAGGAGACCCUCUACCUCCCAGGUGCCUGGUUGGACCAAGGCAUCAACCAGGUUAUUGUUUUCGAGGAGAAGAUGGCAGGCCCUGUGAUACAGUUCACUGAGACACCUCACCUAGGCAGGAGCCAGUACCUUGAUUGAGUGGCGCCGUCCUGCGCCCCCUGGUGGCAGGAAGCAGGAGAGCACCACCAUCCUCCCAGCUGACCAGAGGCUGGUGCUCUGCUCCCUCACACGCUCCCAUGCAGGAGAGUCUCUUUAAGUAGCAUCCUCAGGCAGCCACGUGGCUACAGCAAGGCCCACCAAUUCAGUUCAAGACCCUAAAUUUGGAAGAACUAAGGAAGAAAAGUGGAAUAGGGAGGAGGGACCCCCUCCUUACCUAAGUGGCUUCGUGACUGGGCUUUGUUGCGGGCACCUUUCCUACUUCCCUUCUUUUCUGGGAGAUGAGAGAGGGAUGCCUCUCUAGGGUAGGAAUGUCUAAUCAGAUGUCCACGUGAUGAUUUCUGGGGCCCUAAGUUGGGCAUGACUUCUAGACACAAGUUUGCUCCUAUGAUGUUCUCACCUGUGCUCAGCCACGCCACUCCUGGCCCCUUUUCAUCUGAAACAGAAGGUUUGUCACCAUUUGUAGAGGAUAGGGAAGCUGGUGGAUGUCUCACCUGAAUCAUUUUUGUUCUUCUCAACCCUCCCCAAGCCUUCUCUGGGAUUCUGGAAGAAAUUCUGUUUGAGAGACACACACGUCUUCUCCUCAUUUCCACUCUAAUUGCAUCUGACAGGAUGACAAGCCAAGCUUAGGAGAAACAGAAAUACUCAGCCACUUACUUUCCUGAAUUAGAGAGUAUUUCCAGUUUUAUUCAGUGAGAAGAAGCAUCAGCUGAGGAGGGAAUGCAGAGCCUAGUAGGAACCACACCCUGAUCUGUAGGCCCAGCUCCAGGGGCCAGGGCAGGUAGUCUCCCCGGAAUGCUGGUGUAGCCAUGGGGCCUGCAGGCCUAUCCCAGAUCUGCCGCCAGCUCAGUCUCUCUCCCUCAGCUUCCUGUAACUAAGCAGCAGGGAGGAGAGGCAGCCUUGCUUUGCAAUUGUCUGGCCAAGUUUGAGGCACUUGUUCUAGGGUUUGAAUCCACUGGGUUAGCUCUGGUUCACUGUCCUGAAUUGCAAUAAAGCAACACAGUUGAAGCAAACCCUUUUUGGUGAUACUUUUCUGAUCUGUCUGUGCCCCUGUUUAUCACAGACAAAGGCAUUGUGGGGUCAGGCACCCAUUUAGCCCAUCUGUUACUCAAGGCCUAGACACUGACUUUACCCGGUUAGGGGAUGAUCUAGCCCCUGACUCCUUACCACCUUCCUCCUGACCUUCAUUCUGCCUGAAAUGUCAUCAUGGAUCAGAAGUGCCCUUGGGGAGGAGAAGUCAUAUACAGAUCCGUUCUGGUGCUGGUGGGCAGGUGGUAAGAAUGGGCUGGAUAGCCAAGAGCUCUCCCUGUGAGUUAGCGGGUGAGUUUUCCUCACAUAUAACAUCUGGGCUGUACUGCCACAAAUGUAUUGUCUUCGAUAAUAAUCAAAGUUAGAUAGCCAACACCUCCUCGGGACAGUGCCCGCACCAGGAGCCCAUAAAGACCUUUGGGGAAUAGCAGGCCAUGAGGCUCCCAGCAGCCCCAUGGCUCACAUCUUGGGCUUGGCUAAAGAAGGGGGCAUUUGUAGUGUGAAGCCACUGGGCCCAAGAACUGAGCCUAGGUCAGGGACAGACAGUUACAAGGGGCUGGGCCCGAUGGUCCACUAUUGGCAGAGAAAUGGAGCUUAUUAAAGUGAAUUUCAUGGACAAUGGUUGGGGAGCCAGAUACAGGUAAAGUCCCCAGUCUUGCUCAAACUCAUCUGCUAUUCCUGAACUGCCUUGGAAUGGAAAGCACAGAGCUAACACACAGGUGAGACCAGGGCUUGGGCAUGGCCAGCACUGGGGAGCAGUGUCCUUGCACCUUACUUCACAACUGAGCAUGAUUUUACAAAGGUGUAUGUAAAAGUUGGCUUCUGCUGGAAAAUGUGAUAGCGAACCGGUGUUUAAAUGAAUCUUACAGUGACCCUCCUGUAAAGUGAAGAAACCCCUUGAAUUGCUUUUAUCCAAAUCUGUGCAGGGCUGCAUUGGUCCUCUUGUACCAGCUUACUGUUCUUGACCUUCUUAUCUGCCAGCUCACUCUGCGGCUUCUCUCUGUCGAAGCCCCUUGGCAGAGCUCAUCUUCCAGAGUUUAUUCAUGGCUUGUCCAGACCUUCUCUACCGGAUGGCCUCAUUACAGAGUUUUUAGAAGACUCCUCAUAACCCUCAUUUCUAACUGCUAAAGGUCUCCAGGCCUGCUCCUUGGGCCUUUUCUUCUCUCUGUCCACACUUAGUGGGUGGCCUUACUGGCUGGGGGUUUGUAAAGGGCCUCAACAUGCGUGCUCGCUGAUGUUUCUCUCCAGCCAACUCCAGGCCCACUCGCUGUCCACUCACCUUCUCUCCUGCGUGUGACACCAAACUCUGGUGUCUCCCCUGUGAUCCCUCCUGCACUCCGCCCCGUAGCAGGAAAUGGCAAUUCUAUUCUGUGUCUCAGAUUAGUGUUGGCUCCUUUCUUUCAUACUGCGUAGCCACUCCAUCAGGUGAUUCUCCUGGCUGUACCUCAGACACGUCCAGAACAAGAGCCUCUGCCCCACUCUAUGCCCCAAGGUUUACCCUUCUGACUCACCGUCAUCUCUCGCGGGAUCACGGCAGGAGUGGCCUCCCCUAGCCUGCCCUGCCCUCUGUUUAUUGUCAGCUCAGGAAGGGGAGCGGUUUCUUUACAGCCAGUUAGAUCAUAUUGGUCAUUUGCUCCAAACGCUUCAAUGGCUCCAGUUCCCUUUUCACUCAGGGGAGAAGCCAAAAGCUUCGCCCCGGUUCCCAGGGCCAACGUCUUCUGCACCCUCCACUAACUGCGUUCAUCCCACCCCCCAUCCUACCCCCUCCCAUCUUGCCGGUCAGUUGCAGGCACACUGGCCUUUUUGCUGAUCUUUAAACAUGCGAAGUACUCUCCGCAUGGGAGCGAGAUCUUUUCUGGAAAGCUCUGACCCAGGUUAACUGCAUGUCUGCACACUGCUGCUCUGCUUUGUCCCCUUAUCAGAGAGGCUCUUCUCACGACCCUAGAGAGCGCGGAUCAGCUCCUCAGCUACACUCUAAAAUGACACCCCCAUCCGGUCUCAUACUUCUCCUUAGACCAGAUCACAUCUGAAAUCCCAUAGAUUUGUGUAGUGUCCACCUGUCUCGUUUCCCAAGGAGGGAAGUUCCAUGAAGACAAGAGCUCUGGUUUUUCACUGCUCUGUGCUAGCUUCUAGAGUAAUGCCUGCCAAAUGAAUACCUGUUGGAUGGUUGAAACAGGAUAUAAGAAUAAAGUAAGGCAGGGCUGCGGAGGAUUAGGGCUGUUAAAAACCAUGUUUGACUUUUAAUUUUGGAAACAAAUUAAAUACAGUUAAAUUAAAACAGACCAGAUGGUGCAGCUGCACGGGCUCACCCUCACCCCAGGCUCUGUUCUUGGGGCUCCGAGCCCCCAGCCUCACUCCUUUGUGGUGGGGAGCAGGAACAGACUGGGUCUGGGAAACAAAUUGUAGUCAUGGACCCAACUCUGAUUUGGAAAAAAACUCAUUCCCAACAAAGAUGAAAGCUGCAGUCCACCAGGGUUAUAAUUAUAAAUAAAUACACAUGCAGCUAAGAGAGGCUAUUAGGCGAAAAUGACGGAAAUAGCAUCUGUCAAAAAAACAAAAACAAAAACAGAGAGAGGAUAUCCCAUUUUGUUGUUCAUUAUCAAUUUCCUGAAAAAUGAGCCCUGGGUUUUUGGCUAAGAAGGUGGCCUAAGACCAGCCAGGCUGACCUGAGCAUUCAGGGCUGGUUUUGGUGAGUGAGGCAGUGCCGUGCCUGGGCAUGAAUUCACU